Molecule: messenger RNA, 4613 nt
Organism: Coccinella septempunctata (seven-spotted ladybird)
Lineage: Eukaryota; Metazoa; Arthropoda; Insecta; Coleoptera; Coccinellidae
Product: E3 ubiquitin-protein ligase SHPRH
Exons: 18
Coding region: 167-4480 (1437 amino acids)
Biological process (GO): DNA damage response; protein polyubiquitination
Cellular component (GO): nucleus
Molecular function (GO): ubiquitin protein ligase activity; metal ion binding; ATP-dependent chromatin remodeler activity
Source: RefSeq, a predicted model, not a curated record
UAAAAUUUUUAUUUUGUAAACAAGGGAUUCGGUAUUAUAAUAUCAUCAUUCUUCUCUCCUUCAAAUUUCAGUAUUAUUUCGAAAAGUUUCAACGUCGUAAACUCAAUAAAAAGAUUCAUUGUGAGAGGUGUGAUACAAUCUCUGUCAUUCACUUAAUUCUUUGAAAAUGGUGAGGAAAAAAGUGCAAGCUGUAAGAUGCAAUGUUAAUAUUCCUAAAAGCCGGAAACCAAGAACUCCAACUAUUAAAUCAACGCCUCUCAGCACUACUUGUGAUGAAAAUCUUUUAAUCGGUAAAAUUUUGGUGGGCACAACCCUGAAUUAUCCUCCAGAAAAUUGGAUGAAAUGUAGGGUGUCUUUUCUUUGUGUUACUGAUGAAGUUGAUAGGAUACAUCUCGAAUUUGAUGAGAUCUCUGUUAUUGUCACUCUUAUCAUGGAUACUGAAUUAUUGAAAGAAAUAUUCACUGCCAACGUGUUCAGCUUUCGAUUUCUCCUUGUACAACAAGAUUUAUUCAUGAAUAUUUAUUUUAGAGAACUGCCACUGCCCAAAUUCAAUACAAGGAUUGGAAAUUCUUUGAAGACAGUAUUAGAAAUUACACAUAGCAUUAGUUUAUCAUCUUCAGAAUGUCCCCUUGAAACAUUGGAGGAUGAUAAUAUACCGCAAAAGCUUUAUGGGGUUCAAGAAAUAGAUAACCUAUAUACACAACUAUCUACUAGGAGAUGUGAUCCUGCAACAUUUGAUUCUGAUAAUGUACAGCUUCCUUCAUUGAAACCGAUCCUAAGGCCGUAUCAGGUAAAUGCUGUCAAAUGGAUGAUCAAGAGAGAGAAGAAUGUUGAGGAGGAAGAAGAUUAUCUUCAUCCCCUUUACAUGGUAGUGAAACUUCCAUCGGGCAAGGAGCUGUUUUUUGAUAAAUUUUCAGGGCAUGUAACUCCAAUAAAACCAGUAGUUUCAUGCUCAAGUAGGGGUGGAAUUUUGGCAGAAGAGAUGGGUCUGGGGAAAACAGUUGAAUUUUUAGCUCUGAUUCUGAAUAAUCCUUUCAACAAUAAUCAAGAUGAAAAACAACAAGAUUCAAAGAUUCUAGUUGAAGGUGAUGAUUCUGAAGAAUUAUCAGACAAUGACAAUAUAGAUUUACCUGUUUUUAAAAAACAAAGUAAAAAAAAGGCCCCUAGGAAGCGAAUCAAACUAACACCAAAAGAUGAUAAAAAUGUUGAAUAUAGUGCAAGGGACAUCCAAGUGCCUCAAGAUUGGGUGAAGACGUCAGCAAAAAAACAAAAAAAUUGGGUUGCCUUGCAACUUUGGUAUAACAAGAGUCUUAGUGAAGUAAAUCAUAAACCUCACAAACCAGUGGAGACUAUUCAUUGCAUAUGUGGUGAAACUUUCAAUAAAAGUGGACAAAUAAAGUGUGUUGAUUGUGGAAAAAUUCAGCAUAAAGAGUGUUUAGGUUAUGAAAAACGUUUGGGAGAGUAUCGAUGUCCUUCUUGUUGGUUAGAGUAUCCGCUAAUAGAGUCGGGUGCCACUUUAAUUGUUACACCGGUUUCUUUGAGAACUCAGUGGUGUAAUGAAAUAAAAAAGCAUGUUGAUAAAAAACUUAAAGUUUUGGUCUACGAAGGUUCCAAUAAAACUCCAGUAUAUCCAACGUAUUUCAAAGAUUUUGAUGUUGUAAUAACAACUUAUAGUGUUUUACAAGCCGAAUUCAGAUUAACCGAGAAAGGAAAGGUAUGUGAGCUCAGGCGAAAAAGAAAGUAUGAUUUCCAAGGCAGCCCUUUAUCCAGAAUCAAGUGGUGGAGAUUAUGCUUGGAUGAAGCACAAACUGUUGAAACACCCGGUAGAAUCGUUUCUGAAAUGGCCAAAAAACUGACGGCUCACAUUCGUUGGGCUGUGAGCGGUACACCUAUUUCUAAAGAUAUCAGAGAUUUAUUUGGAAUGGUGGAUUACCUACAAAUUGAACCUUACAAUGAAGAAGAUACUUGGAAAAACUUAUUGUAUACUCCUUAUAUGAAUGGAAAUAUUGAACCUCUUUGUUCAUUCCUUUCAAAGAUUAUGUGGAGAUCUACAAAGGCAGAAGUAAUUGAUCAGAUUGGUAUACCGAAACAAGUUGUGAAAGAACAUUUCUUGGAAUUCUCUGCAGUGGAGAAGUUUUUCUAUAAUAAGGAACACGAAUUGUGUUCUAUAGCAUUUCUGGCAACUUUGAAAAACAUCAAUACCAAUAUACCUUUGGUCAAAUUGGAUAGAAGCUUAUUGAAAAAGAUCAUGGUUCCACUUUUAUCACUGAGACAAGUUUGUACACAUCCCAGCACAGAGCGGGGUAAAUAUUUAGCCACUAAAAAACAAGUUUCCACAAUGAAGGAUUUGCUGGAAGCUUUGAUCCUUAAGAAUACAAACGAAAGUGAGGAACUUUUGAGAGUAGUUGUUUCAUCUUUGAACGGGCUUGCGGGAAUUCAUCUACUUAUGCAAAAUCCCGCUCAAGCAGCUGACGAGUACCGUAAAGUGAUGCAUUUAUCGGCUAGAUUUUCAGAAGAAAAAUCCGAAAAUAACUUAACUGUCGAUAAGUUACAACUAAUACAUACAAUGCACAAUCUCGCUGAUUUACUUGAAAAAAAUGUGGGAAUUCCUCCCACUUUACAUGACGAUACUUUGAGACACGAUUGUGAAAUCUUAGAACAAAAGUACAUUCAGAAAUUUAUUCACAAUAGUUUCGUAGCUUACCAAGAAUCCAUCAAUUCCCAAUUAGCUAUAGAGAAAUUACAGAAUCAAUUCUCACUUAAGGAGGGUGAAUGGUUCUCAGAGGGUUUCGACUGGGUUUUAAUGGAAAAUUUCACUGAUGAAUUACGAAACAGGAUACAAAAUAAUCACGAUAUAGCUCAUAUUAAGUGUCCCAUUGACUUAGGUUGUGAAAGAAGAAUGCUUUAUUUUAUUGCACGUUGGAAUGAGGAAGUUAUUGACUACAGAGCAGAACUCAUUAAUACAAUCAAUGGCUUGUUCACGUGCAAGGAAAAUGAAGAAUAUAAAAUUAUCAUAGAUCAUAUUAUUGUUAGGAAAGCCACUGAUUGCCAUUUACGACCUGACGAGAUGGAUAUAGGAAGAAGGAGGAAAAAGUGCCCUCUCUGUUCUGCGGAGGAUUUUCUCAAAAAAUACGAAUUUAAGAUAUUUCAGAUGACCAAAAGGACUGUCACUUUUGAAGAUAUGUCUCUACAAGGCAGUUGGAAAUUGACAUCACAAGAAAUCAUCUUGAAAACCCUGCAUACUUUUCUUAGGGCUAAGAAUGCUCCGAGUGCCCUUGUGAAAGAUGGGGAGAUUCAUUUGAAUAUAUUAGAUAAUAUAAAGAAAGAAUUCAAGGAAUUGCGAAAACUUUGGACCCAUAUUUACCAACAAGUCGCUGCCCAGGAUGAACUGGAUAUGUGCAAAAUAAAAUUGAGGCUGGAAGACCCAAGCAAAGACAAGAAAAAUUCUAAAAAUUCUGCUCUCAAAAGACUUUCCUAUAUAGUGGAGAACAAGCUGGACACAAUGUACCAUUUAAACGAGUAUGAACUUGAUUAUCACAUGAUGUUACUGAAAUCGGACGAAUCAACUUCCUCGAAAAAAUUAGAAAAAAAUUUAGGUGUUAGGAGUUACUUGGAAACAUUGAGGAAACAGCAAUAUGAAGGUGUUAGCCCCGAUCCCUGUCCAAUAUGUACAAACGUUCUGGACCAGCACUGGAGCAUAUUACCUUGUGGCCACAGUUACUGCAUGGAGUGUUUACACAAUUUGAUUCAUAAGACAGGGGGACUGCAUAUAAAUUGUUGCGUUUGCCGUCAACCCAUAGUUAUUCAAGAUAUUUCGUACAUAAGAUCAGCAGCAAUGAAAAACGAUGAUGAGAAUUUCAAUAUACGUGGAAAUUUCUCAACUAAGAUCGAGGCUACCAUAAAACUGAUAUUUGAGCUGAGAGACGAAGAUGAAAACGUUAAGAUACUGGUAUUUUCUUCAUGGCUGGCGGUUUUGAAGGUCCUGAAGGAAGCUCUGGUUAAGAACGAGAUCAAAACCGAAAUUCUACUGGCCAACAAACUGGAGGAACGUAUUGAACACUUCAAGGACGAGAAGGAAAAGGUGACUGCUCUUCUACUGCCUAUAAAUUUAGGAGGAAAAGGUCUCAAUCUCACUGAAGCAACUCAUGUUAUCCUCAUGGAACCAUUGCUGAACCCAGGCGAAGAGCUGCAGGCGAUUGGAAGGGUUCACCGUAUAGGCCAGACGAAGCCAACGUUCGUUCACAAGUUCUGCAUCAGAAACACAAUCGAAGAAAGUAUAAUGACUGCAACAAGUAGAGAUGCAGAUAAAUGGGACAGAAAUAAAGUUACCCUUGAGCAAUUAAAGCUCUUAUUCGAAAAUAUAGAUAUAUAUGAAAACAAUGAUGAUGAUGAUGAUAAUGAAAAUGAACAUGCUGAAAAUAAUACUGCCGAAAUUGAAGCAGGAAAUGUUUCGUCUGAGUCCAAUUCAUAUCAGGAAUAAAUUUCAAACUUGCAUUGGAAUAUGUUCAGUAUUUUUAUGCAUAAUUGGUUUAUUUAAUUCUGCGAGUUAUAUUAUAAAUUUUGCUAAAAAUAUGUUAUUAAGUAUUCUUUACAUUCCGCGAAUGGCUAUAAAA